Porites evermanni is the source of this 5780-nucleotide messenger RNA. NCBI's taxonomy places the organism in Eukaryota, Metazoa, Cnidaria, Anthozoa, Scleractinia, Poritidae. The record is from the annotation of a GenBank genome assembly.
AUGGGCGGAUGGGUGAGAAGCAUACCUUUUCAUGUUUUUAAGAGGCAUUUCAGAUCGAUUAGUUUGAUUAGGUUUCGUUUGGUCAUGGCGACAAGACGAAGCACUUUCGCUGGAGGCGAGAAAGAAGCGGAUAGUCGCGUCAGAUCUUUAACAGAUACCGCCUUUCUGAAGUCGCCUAAAAAAACCUGCAGCUGCCUGGAAUUGGUACGAGAAACUAUUCCAGCUCUUACAGAGUGUGCUCACAAAGGACAAAUGGGUAGAAUAGGAGUGAUAGGAGGAUGUCAGGAGUAAGUAUACUUCGAAUAAAGAGGGUCCAUAUUGGUAGAGUCUACCUUGAAUUUCAUAAUAUAUGGGACCUUUUGAUUUGUUUCUAGUCUUGUCUUAGAAGCGUUCUUAAGUUAUAUAUUGAAAGAAAGGUUAAAUUAAAUUACCAUUGGUGAAGUAAACAUUGGCUUAUGUUUAUUUAACAAGGCAUAAGACAUCGCACAGCCAGUUUCUUGGUGCAAUGUGUAUCAUUGGGCCAUAUACAUGUAAAAAGAGCCAUACCCAGUCCUUGGUCAGUGUUGUAAAUUUAUGCAAAAACUUUAAAACUGAACUGAACUUUAAGCUGAACCACAGUCAAACCUGUAUAAUAUGUCAGUCUUGGAGAAUGGCUAAAUGACCUCUUACAGCACAGGUUGACCUCAAAAUACAGUUUUGAGCAGCCUCUAAGAGUAAAUAAAGAAAGGGAGAGGGUUACAAAGAAAAGUAUCCUGUUUGAAUAUCAAUACAAUAUAAAACAAAAACACAACAAUGAAAGUGUUUUUUUAUCUUAAAAAUAAAAAGAAAAUCUGACCAAAAGAAGACAUGGGUAGUAACACGUCAUCAGUGCGGAAUUUCUCCAGUCAUUGCUUUGAUGUCAUUUUGCAUAUGUUAUUUCUACAAUGGUUUUGGUUGUUAGGUGAAACAGUAACAAGUUAAAGCCAAGCUAUUAUUACCUAAAUAAAAGAUUUCUAUACAUGAUAACAAAAAGUGAUAUUUUUUUGCAGGUACACUGGUGCUCCCUAUUUUGCAGCAAUAUCAGCUUUAAAAGCAGUAAGUUUAUUCUAUGUAACAAUUGCUGAAAUGUGAAAUUUUUGUAACUUAUGAAAAAACCGUGAAAAUACUGGUCUAUGGGCAUCCUAAUUUUCAGCACUGUACAUUGUACUCACCAUCAACUAACUCUGUUUCUUCAUUUUUUGUCUAUGAAAUUUUUAAUUCUCAAUUUUUUUUUCAGAUUUUUUUCAAACAAACACUCAUGUAAAAAUUAAGUGAUUGUAAUAAUAUUGUAAUCAUUUUUGAUUUGCAGGGAGCAGAUUUGUCUCAUGUCUUCUGUACUAGUGAUGCAUCCGUGGUGAUAAAGUCUUACAGUCCUGAACUCAUUGUUCAUCCACUCUUGUUAGUACUAAAAAACAUAAAUGUAAUUAGAGAUACUUUACAUUUGAAAGCAAUGCCAAAGAAAUUCCAUUUAAAGGGACAGGUUCACGGUUCAGCGCAUACUCAUUUAUCAAAUUGCUGUUUUCUGCUGGGACAUGUUGUCCUGUCUAUGCAAGCAAUAUGAUCUUGUCAUAAUGUUUUCAAAGAACUAAUCUGCACACUCCCCUGGCAGUCACUUGCACUUGAUCAACUUAAAUGUUUGCAAAUAGCUGUAAAUUAAUCAACCAUGGAAUAAAACCUUCGGGUCAGCGAUAAAUUUAACGUUGGUAGUGUUGGCAUAAUCCAGUAAUUUUUUUCGACUUUAGUUUUCUUCCAUCCUACUUCAAGUUACUCUGAAAUGCACUUCUACUUUGAAAUACACUCUGAGAUUGCCAAGAUACAUGUGAGUGGGAUUGCCAACCGAUAGAAUUAAUAAUAAAUUGGAAAAAAGUAAUUUGANUUUGAUUUGCAGGGAGCAGAUUUGUCUCAUGUCUUCUGUACUAGUGAUGCAUCCGUGGUGAUAAAGUCUUACAGUCCUGAACUCAUUGUUCAUCCACUCUUGUUAGUACUAAAAAACAUAAAUGUAAUUAGAGAUACUUUACAUUUGAAAGCAAUGCCAAAGAAAUUCCAUUUAAAGGGACAGGUUCACGGUUCAGCGCAUACUCAUUUAUCAAAUUGCUGUUUUCUGCUGGGACAUGUUGUCCUGUCUAUGCAAGCAAUAUGAUCUUGUCAUAAUGUUUUCAAAGAACUAAUCUGCACACUCCCCUGGCAGUCACUUGCACUUGAUCAACUUAAAUGUUUGCAAAUAGCUGUAAAUUAAUCAACCAUGGAAUAAAACCUUCGGGUCAGCGAUAAAUUUAACGUUGGUAGUGUUGGCAUAAUCCAGUAAUUUUUUUCGACUUUAGUUUUCUUCCAUCCUACUUCAAGUUACUCUGAAAUGCACUUCUACUUUGAAAUACACUCUGAGAUUGCCAAGAUACAUGUGAGUGGGAUUGCCAACCGAUAGAAUUAAUAAUAAAUUGGAAAAAAGUAAUUUGAUUAAUGAGCAUGCGGUUAACCAUGAACGUGUCCCUUUAAAUGUAUCCUGGAAACUUUCAUUACUUAUUUCAAAAACACCUUUUAUGCUUGAAGUUGUCUGUUUUCCCAUGAGUUGUUGCAGGAGCUAAAGGCUGUAUGUAGUACAUGUAGUUUGUAGGAAAAGGCCUCCUGUUAGCUGCAGCCCUUUACUAACAGCUCACUGUGUUUCCCCAGGGAUAAAAAAACAGCUGUGAAAGAGGUAAAAGAUUGGCUGUCAAGACUUCAUUGCCUCGUGAUAGGCCCAGGGAUGGGAAGAAAUCCAACAAUAAUUGAGAAUGUUAAGGUAACUUCAUAAUUUCUUGAUUCUAACUAUUGUUUUGUAAUAAUUGCAAAAUGUGCACUCUGCUUACUUUGUAUUUUUCUUUUUGUAUCCAGGGUGUUCUUGAACUUGCAAAAGAACAAAACAAACUCCUUGUCAUAGAUGCAGUUAAGUAAACUAUUUAAUGACUCAACUUACUGGUAACUUUUAGGUGUGUGUGUGUGUGUGUGUGUGUAUGUGUUCUCUUUUGCUUUUGAUGAUCAAUGUUUCUUUGGUAAAUUUUCACCUAUAUGUAUUUAUCAGUACAGAAUUAAAUAUUUUUUCUUGCUGGGUGUUUACUCCUAUACUAAAUUUGUAAAAUUGUUAGCCAGGAAAAAAGACUGUUUAAUUUUUUUUAUAGGAUGGGCUCUUUAUGGUCACCUCAUACCCUGAAAUAGUCAAGAAUUACACCAAGGCAAUACUAACACCAAAUGCAGUGGAGUUUUCAAGAUUAUACAACACCAUGGUACUGAAAUUAUAGACUGCAAAUGUAAUUAUUAAUUUGUUCUGAAAUAUUUUGGCUGGAUCAUUAAUCAAAAAGGACAGAGAAAUAGAAGAUUAAAGAUUAAAGCAAAUGUAGUUUUUAUAGAAUUGAAGUAACUGCCUAUUUCAACCUGUAUCCCUGAAAAAGCUGUAUACAUGGUGACCCUGUCCUUCCUUUUAGAGGCUCUUCUAUCUUCAGUGGCUUUAAGAACAACAAACAGACAUAUUAUGUGCUUCAUAUCCUCUUCUAAGUGUAUAUAGAAGUGGAUAUAUGUGAAUAUGCAGUGAUUAUUAUUUUCCAGGGUAAAGGUUUUUAAUUUACCCGGGGGACAGAGAACAUGUAAGGAAAUAUUGUCAACUUUUACUCCGAUUCCUUGGGAUGUCAGUUGUCACGUCAUAACUAGUGUAUAAUAUAGCUGUUUGUACCAAUUUCUAGUUUGGACGGGAACCUGAUCCUUCAAUAGACUCUUCAAGUCAUGUGACCCAGUUAUGCAGAGAGUUUGGAGGGGUCACGAUAUGUCGAAAAGGACAAGAAGACAUUCUUGCAGAUGGAAAGGAUGGUAAGAAAUUUGGCUUCUAUGUUAUUAUAGAAACUUGUGAGCAUUCUGUUUUUGUUUCUGAGAGUGGCAUGAAGAGCCCCCAGACCCUCCCACCGGCUUUUGGUAGGGUAACUGAAAGAGCAGCGAAUCCUGUAAAAAUCCGUCUAAAGUCAGUGGAGUCAAUGUCAUGAUUUCUGGAGAGAUAAUCGUAGUUUUUUUGUUCCAACCCUUUGUACCAUUGUAUAGUAGUUCAUUGUACAACUGAAGGAAGCAACAGAAGGUGUGGAGGACAAGGUGAUCUUUUGUCUGGAUCCAUGGGAGUAUUCUUUCAUUGGGCUGAUACAACAUUCAAGAAAAAGACCAAGGAAGAAAGGUAUUCAUGUAAUAAAUAAUAAUAAAUGUCUUUAUUGCUCGUUAGAUAAAAAUACAUAUCUAAUGUUACAGGAUAAAAAGAUUAAAAGUUCAGCUAAAUUACAAUAGAGUAAAAAGAUUAACAAAUGUGAAAACUAGNAGUUCAUUGUACAACUGAAGGAAGCAACAGAAGGUGUGGAGGACAAGGUGAUCUUUUGUCUGGAUCCAUGGGAGUAUUCUUUCAUUGGGCUGAUACAACAUUCAAGAAAAAGACCAAGGAAGAAAGGUAUUCAUGUAAUAAAUAAUAAUAAAUGUCUUUAUUGCUCGUUAGAUAAAAAUACAUAUCUAAUGUUACAGGAUAAAAAGAUUAAAAGUUCAGCUAAAUUACAAUAGAGUAAAAAGAUUAACAAAUGUGAAAACUAGAUACAUAUAUCUGACAUAAAAUAUCAUAAAAGGUUGUAUUUAAAAAUUAAUCUAUUUACAAAUGUGUUAUUAUAACGUUCGGUGUUUAUCUUGGGCCUUUGGCAGCUUUUACGUCUAAGGUUGUAGGUUAAAUUGUUCUUUUCUUGCGGUAAGCAAACCUUCAGAGGGUGGUAAUCACGCUGUUUAACUUUUUAAAAAUCGCUUUAUGAUCUUGUUUUUUUCUACAUACUCUCAGCACGUGUACACAUUUGUUGGCCUUGCACAGUUUAGCUUUUAUGUGUGCAAAAAAUUUUCAGUCACUCCUGAAAGAUCAAACCUAAUAAAUCAAGAGUGGCAUGUCCCGCGCGGGAUCCUUUGAUUUUCAGUUAAGAGGUUUAUAAUGACUGUUACAAGGCAGUAAACGUCUUCACAGUCAGCCAUUAGAGUCUUGGUUUACAACAAGAAUAAUAGAAAUAUAGUUUCAGCAUAUUACUCACGGUUCUCUGCAGUUUGCUUUUCUGGUCUCGUGCAUCUACGGUGGGAUAAUGUACCGCAGGUCACGUGCACCAGUGUUGGGAAAUUUUUUAUCACAGGCCGCGGGUACUACUUACUCCUUUUACUUGUAAAUACUAAAACAAGUGGUUUUACGAGAUUUAAAAAGGAAAUUGCAAACCUGGUAAUAAGCCUUUUCAUAGAAACUAAUGUAUUUACAGUCUGAAAUGUCAUCCAUCUCUUCGCGCCACCCACCCCCCCCCCCACCCUCCAACGGACGGAAAGGGGAGGGGGUGGGGCGAAGGGACGGAUUGCAUUUCAGACUAUUGUAUAUAACGUUGUAUUUUUUUAUCGCUGUCGGAAAUUUUUACGCCAAUCAGUGCCUAUUUAUUGAGCCCUCCUUAAUCAAGAUGUUGUUUCCAUUUAACUUAUUUAUUUUACUGCACUAAUUAAACUUUAACCUUUAAAAGCGAACACAUUACAUUUUCUGUUGCACUUACAGAGCAUGCGCAUAUGGUCGAACAUUGGUAGCUGCCUAUGGCGCUUGCGCUUUAACACGAACCUGCAACAGACUGGCGUUUGCAAAGUACAAGCGGAAUAUGACUACUACAGAUAUGAUCGCAGAGAUUCACGACGCAUUUCAAUUGUUAUUUCCUGAGAAAAAGUCAGAUGAGAACGUAACAAGACAGGAACACACUGUAUGA